UAUAUAUUUUUUGGGCAUCUUUAAUUUCAAGGCAUUUUUAUUACACUUUUAUAUUUUUCUACUUGUUAUAACUGAAUAUGGACUCGAUUACCAUUACGCUUCCUCACACCGUCCAGCGGCCCACCGAAAUGCCCAGCCACGGGCCGACAACACGCAUUAGCCAGCCCAUGGUAACCGGAACAUCGGUCGUCGCGUUCAAGUACAAGGACGGUAUUAUGAUGGCGGCGGACUGUCUGGCGUCGUAUGGCAGCAUGGCACGGUUCCGCGACGAGAAUCGGCUGAUGCCGGUGGGCAACUCAACACUCCUGGGCAUGACCGGCGACACGGGCGACUUCCAGCACAUGAAGCACACGCUGGAGGACCUGCUGACGCGGGAGUAUGAUAUGGAUGACGGACAGAACCUGGGCACUCGCUCGAUCUACCGGUGCAUCAGCAACAUGAUGUAUGGCCGGCGCACCAAGGUUGACCCACUGUGGAACUCGUACGUAGUUGGCGGCAUUGAUAACGGCGAGAAGGUGCUGGGAUUUGUGGACUACUAUGGUACCACGUACCAGGCGGCGACUAUCGCCACUGGGUUCGGCGGCCACCUGGCGCAGCCCAUUUUGCGCAAGUACGUUGAGGGCCGUGAGGAUGAGAUUACUGAGGAGGAGGCGAUCAAGAUUCUGGACGAUUGCAUGCGGGUGCUGUACUACCGCGAUGCCAGGUCGUUCAACAAGCUCAGACGCGCCAAGGUCACUGCUGCGGGCGUCGAGAUCUCAGAGCCGUACGCGCUGGAGACCAACUGGGACUUUGCCGAGUUCAUUGUUGGAUACGGCUCAUAAAGCACGCGCAUUCCGUCGCAGGCUGGGCACACAUUUUUCAAUUAUAAAUAAAUAAAAGCCAUCAAACCAAA
This is a messenger RNA of Kickxella alabastrina, 892 nucleotides long. RefSeq names its product nucleophile aminohydrolase. The coding region runs from base 78 to 821 and encodes 247 amino acids. Lineage: Eukaryota; Fungi; Kickxellomycota; Kickxellomycetes; Kickxellales; Kickxellaceae. The record is from RefSeq and is a predicted model, not a curated record. The transcript has 2 exons. Gene Ontology annotation, cellular component: proteasome core complex.